Molecule: messenger RNA, 677 nt
Organism: Durio zibethinus
Lineage: Eukaryota; Viridiplantae; Streptophyta; Magnoliopsida; Malvales; Malvaceae
Source: RefSeq, a predicted model, not a curated record
AAGUAUUGGAGGUGGGCGACACGCAAGCUAUUCUCGUACUAAAUGUUUUAAGUCCAACCGAUGGAUAUGAUGGAUGAGAGGAAUUGAGGAUAUUGGACGUGUGGAACAAAUAUGCACACCAACAAAGUCCUUAAGUCCUAAUCAUUCAUUUCCAACACCAAGAGACAGUCCGUUGCACUUUUGAGUUAAUAACAACAUGGAAGCUGCAAAAUUUGUUCUGGGUUUAAACUUGUUCAUUUUUCAGUUAAAUUUAGUAGUAUUUGCUGCUGAUGGAUAUAGCAGGAAUGACUUCCCACCGGGCUUUGUUUUCGGUGCAUCAGCUUCGGCUUAUCAGUAUGAAGGUGCGGCUAAUAAAGAUGGGAGGACUCCCAGUAUCUGGGAUACUUUUGCUCAUGCUGGAAGAUGUUCAACUCAUGGUAGAUACAGGUUUGGAUGCCUACAGAUUUUCCAUUUCAUGGUCAAGACUCAUCCCAAAUGGAAGAGGACCUGUUAAUGUGAAGGGCUUGCAAUAUUACAACAAUCUCAUUAAUGAACUAAUCAGAAAUGGAAUCCAACCACAUGUUACAUUACAUCAUGCUGAUCUCCCACAGGCACUUGAAGAUGAGUAUGGAGGAUGGGUUAAUCGGAAAAUUGUGUAAACUUUCCCUCCUUAAGUUGUAACUAAUGAAUUUUUUCCU